AUGAAAUGGUUACCAAAUGAAAUAGUCUUCUACAUAGUUGAGUCUUCUGGAAGUCUUCCAGACACUUUGGACAUUGGAGAUGUUUCUGAAUCUGGGUUGCCGCCGGCAGGAAAGAUUGAGGCUAAGCCUAAAGGCCUCGCCCAUGGAUUUUUUCUGCUGGGAAUGUUGACAACAAAGGAGUGCAAUGGGGAUGCUGGCUCCUCUUCUGACCCCAGGAGACAACAGUGUUUUGGAGGAAAAGUUGGGUCCCUAGAGAUGGCUGAGAAAUAUGGAGAUCUCAUGAGAAGAGAUUCUACUGCAGCUGUUGAUAAGGCUUCCAAAUUGUCUUCCCCUCCUGUUGGUAUGUUUAAACUCAAUGUAGAUGCUGCUUCGGGUGUGGGUGGAAUUGGUGCUGUCAUUAGAAAUGACAACGGGGAAGCAAUGGCGGCUAUGGCCCUUCCCUUUGAAACCGCCACCUCCACCAAGCAUGCCGAGAUUAUGGCACGUCAAUUCGGGUUGAACUUUGCUUGGGAUGCUAGAUCCUCCUCUGUCACGCUUGAGUCGGAUUCACAAGCAGUGAUCAAUAGUAUAAAUUCUGACGAGGAUGAGUCCUUUGCCCCAGAAGGGCAUCUUAUUGAUGGUGUGAAGAGGAGUUUACAACAGUUUCAGAAUGCUACUCUCUUUUAUUCCAAGGGGAUAGGGCAAGUGCCAGAACAAAAAAUAUUGACCAUUGAUGUGAAGCCAGGAUGCAAGAAGGGAACCAAGAUUGCAUGUCCAGAUAAAGGCAACGAGCAGCUUGGCCAGCUGCCAGCAGACGUUGAUUUUGUGAUUGAUCAUGAGAAACCCCAUGACACAUUCAAGAGAGACGGCAAAUCACCUCAUUGUGAUCCACAACGGUGCAUCUCACCAAGCUCGAUGGUUGUGAUCUACCCAUCCCGGUGCCUGACACUCUGA
Messenger RNA from Prunus armeniaca (apricot), 933 nucleotides. Lineage: Eukaryota; Viridiplantae; Streptophyta; Magnoliopsida; Rosales; Rosaceae. The record is from the annotation of a GenBank genome assembly.